Molecule: messenger RNA, 3557 nt
Organism: Saccostrea cuccullata (small rock oyster)
Lineage: Eukaryota; Metazoa; Mollusca; Bivalvia; Ostreida; Ostreidae
Product: adhesion G-protein coupled receptor D1-like
Exons: 21
Coding region: 492-2057 (521 amino acids)
Biological process (GO): cell surface receptor signaling pathway; adenylate cyclase-activating G protein-coupled receptor signaling pathway
Cellular component (GO): plasma membrane
Molecular function (GO): G protein-coupled receptor activity
Source: RefSeq, a predicted model, not a curated record
GAGAACCGAAUGACUCUGGAAGAAAUGAAAAUUGUUUACAAAUUUGGUAUAGAAAUGCUACUUAUCUUUGGAAUGACAUCUCUUGUGACAGUAACAUCAAUGGCGGAUACAUUUGUCAAAGUACAACAGAGUCGUAUUGUGAUGACUUGAAACACAAAGAACAACAAGGAGAUUGUGAGCCAAAUAUUGAGAAGAUUGAUAAAGUGGUUGAUUCAGUUCUUAGAGGAAAUCGGUCAAAGAAAAACAUCGAACUGACAAUUGAGACUGCACUACAUAAAUUACGAGAUAUUUCCAUCAGUAAAGAACCUACUCCCAAGGAUUUGGACACCUCAAUAAACUUGUUAAAUAAAAUUGUGAAUGUCUCUAGAGGAUUGAAUGUCUCAAUUCCAAGGACGGUGAUUGUGGCGACAAUUGACAACCUUCUUGCUGACAACCAUACUGAUGUAUGGCAGAACACGUCCACAAAAAAGGCGAGUGAAAGAGUCAAUAAGAUGUUCAGACUGGUAGACAAGGUUGGCUUACAUGUCUUAGAAACCAUCAAGGAGAACGAAACCAUUAAGUUUAACUCAACCAAAAACAUAGUUUUUACAGUUGCAAAGAUUCCAGCAAAACAAAGUGUUAUUUUCCCGGAAAACAAUAGCAUCUUGGGUUCAUCACUAGUAUUUCCUGUGCAGAAUCAACCCUUUAAUCAAAAUAUCGCGUAUCUUGCGGUAAAAUACAAAACCCUUGGAAACUUCAUUAACGACAACAAUAGACAUAGAGAACAUUCAGGAUACAACAUUUCUUCUGAUAUCAUGUCAUUAACGCUCCCUGACCCUUUAUUUGGAGAAACACUAGACCCUUCAUUGCAUAUAAAGUUCUUAACACACGGGAAUUCCCAAAAAUCGAUCAGCGAAUGUGUAUUUUGGAACUUUGACCUCAAUAACGGAACUGGUGGGUGGUCAACACGAGGAUGCAAAUUACUCUCUACAGAUGAUCUUUAUCUUCACUGUGAAUGCAAUCAUCUGACAAAUUUUGCAGUACUGGUGCGACCAUAUUCAAGGAUGCAAGAGGAAGAUAAGGCGUUGAGUUGGAUAUCUAUAAUUGGUUGUUCAGUAUCCGUGUUUCUCUCUUUGCUGACAGCCAUAAUUUACAUUGUUCUUUGGAAAUCUAUUACAUGUGACGUCAGCAGAAUGGUAAAUAAGAUCACGGUGCUUCUGUGUCUUAGUAUCGCCCUGGCGUACACGAUAUUUCUAUUGGGAGUGGACAAGAUCCAGUAUAAGGUGGGAUGUACUGUGAUUACAGCAUUGUUACAUUUUCUGUUCCUUUUUAUUUUCUUUCUGAUGCUGGCCCUUGGGUUGUACUAUUUCAGUAGCAUUUCACUGAUCAAAAUAUCGUUUUCAAAAGCAACAACAUUUCAAAGUAAAGCUAAUUUCUUCGGAAAAAUCAUCUGGGGAAUUGCAACUGUUUUUCCAGCGUUUAUAACUGCAACAACAUUUGGAGUUGUAUAUUCCUUGAACAAAGACUACCAUUCAAAGACCAGUUGCUGGUUAUCACUUGAAAGUGGGGCUUUAUAUGGCUUCGUUGGACCUGUAGCUUGCAUCGUUCUGAUCAAUAUUGUCAUUGUUAUUAUCCUCUCAGUGACUCUUUGCUCGGUUGGAUUCACACCACAAGAUAAGACGAGGAACAGGAUAUUAGCCGGAAUAAAGUCCAUCUGUACCCUGUUGCCUGUUCUUGGGGUGACGUGGUUGUUUGGCCUCUUGUCGAUUAAUGAGGAUGUGGUCGUCUUUCAGUAUAUAUUUGCUUCGUUGAAUUCCUUUCAGGGGCUUUUCAUUUUCAUCUCCAAAUGUCUAUUAAGUAAAAAGAUCAAAAAGUCGCUUGGUGAGAGAAUACAAAAGAAAGAUUCAGAAAAUUGGAGAAGUAGGCUUUUUACAUUACUUAGCAGCAAUCCACUGUCCAUGAAAACAAAAGAAUUUUCUUCAUUGUCAAAAAUCCAAUCUGAAGAAGAAGGUUCUAUGAAAGGAGGUAUUUCUUUCAAGAGUAGACACAGCGCCGAUAUAUCUCUAAAACAAUUAUAGACAAUUGAUUACAACAUGAAAAGAUUCCACUAAUUAGAAAAAAAAAUAAGGAGGAUCCUUUGAAGAAACAUUCAUCACCAAAGCAGUGUAAAAUAGACUUCAUACAUUGUCGACAACAUCUGAUGCUAUCGUGAGCCUAGUGGAAGCUCAUUUGUUUUUAAAUCUGAACUCUGGGAUUAACUCCCGUUCAAACUUGAUCAAAGAAAGUGACAAGGGUUUCACGUCGCUGACAAAAGAAGUACAAUUUAUACAUGAAAAUCGCCUAAUGAGCAUAGGUUCCAUGUACAGUAUGCCACGACUAAAUGACUCUGACUGCCAAGUAUAUGUCCAAAUUGGAGCCCAUGACGUUCAAAUUCUCGCAAUAAUGUAAAACAACCAACAAACAAUCAGUCAAUUAUUGUAACUUAGCAGUUUUAAUAUUUAAAUUUUCAACACUCUUAAUUCUUUAAAAAUACGCUAACUUGAUUUGUAAAUAUCUUUUUAGAAAGGUAAUUUAAAUCGAUUAGUUGGCUACAAUUAGUAUUUAUUUGGUAUCAUGUCAUCAUACAUAAAACAAACACACAUAAUUAUACAUGAUCUUAUAAAAGAUGGAAGUUGGUAAUCAGGAUUUUAUAAAUAAAUAAUUCAACAUGACUAGAUAGAUACCAGGAUAACCACCCAUUGAAGCUCGAGAGCUUAUUUCCAAUGGGGUCCUAUCUUAAAUAACUUUUAAGAAUAAAUAACAAUACAUUGUAAUAAGUAUUCCAUCAUUAUAGCACUAUAAUACUUUUGGCACAAUUCUUUUAGCAUAUAAACAUCUAAAUUUAGUUUAAGUAUGACAACAUUGACAUUAUCAAUAAAAUGUAAAAAAUAUUUUAUAAACUAGAAAUGAAACAUAUCACUUUGAUGUUCUAAAAUGCCUUUUUUUAAGAUAAAACUCUUGACUUGUUUCUUAAAAGUGCCCUUUCCUUUUGUACAUUUAAUAGAGGCUGGUAAAAAAAAUCCAGUCCUUUAUGCCAUUAUAAUAAAAAGUGUCUGUUUGACAUGUUUUCACAUGAGGUAUAAAAAAAUCUUCAUUAGUGGAUGCUCUAGUGUUGCGUAAUGACACAGUUGAUCUUAGAGUAAAGUUUUCUGUGAAGUAAGAUGGCGCAUAGCCAUAGUAUAUAUUAUAUACAUGGUUUAACCAUAGUUGUCUUACCCGAUCUUCUAGAUUCAACAAAUUCAAAGUACUAAGAACUUUAUAGUUUAUAGUAUGCAAAGGGGAUAGAUUAAGUAUAAAUCUCACCAUUUUGUUUUGGCAUAUUUGUAGUUUCUUUUUAAGGCUCUUUGAUAAACCUGCAUACCAUGCGCAGCUGGCAUAGUCUAAGUGACAUUGUACAACAGCAGAGCAUCAUUGCAUUUUACUUAUUAUAUCUAAAAAAACGAGUAUAAAAAAUGCAACCUAUUGUUAAUUUUUUUAACAAUGGACUCAAUAAUGAAUUCGCCUCUCAAAAAUUGAUCAAUAAAAAUUCCUAAGUACCG